CAGGGUGUAGACCACCCUGUAGAUCAGGGUGUAGAUCAGAGUGUAGAUCACCCUGUAGAUCAGAGUGUAGAUCAGAGUGUAGAUCAGAGUGUAGAUCAGAGUGUAGAUCACCCUGUAGAUCAGAGUGUAGAUCAGAGUGUAGAUCAGAGUGUAGAUCAGAGUGUAGAUCACCCUGUAGAUCACCCUGUAGAUCAGAGUGUAGAUUAGAGUGUAGAUCACCCUGUAGAUCAGAGUGUAGGUCAGAGUAUAGAUCACCCUGUAGAUCAGACUGUAGAUCAGAGUGUGGAUCAGAGUGUAGAUCACCCUGUAGAUCACCCUGUAGAUCAGAGUGUAGAUCACCCUGUAGAUCAGACUGUAGAUCAGAGUGUGGAUCAGAGUGUAGAUCAGAGUGUAGAUCAGAGUGUAGAUCAGAGUGUGGAUCAGAGUGUGGAUAACCCUGUAGUUCAGAGUGUAGAUCAGAGUUUAGAUCACCCUGUAGAUCAGAGUGUAGAUCACCCUGUAGAUCAGAGUGUAGAUCACCCUGUAGAUCAAUGUGUGGAUCAGAGUGUAGAUCACCCUGUAGAUCAGAGUGUAGAUCGCCCUGUAGAUCAGAGUGUAGAUCACCCUGUAGAUCAGAGUGUAGAUCAGAGUGUAGAUCACCCUGUAGAUCACCCUGUAGAUCACCCUGUAGAUCAGACUGUAGAUCAGAGUGUAGAUCAGAGUGUAGACCAGAGUGUAGAUUACCCUGUAGAUCAGAGUGUAGAUCACCCUGUAGAUCAGAGUGUGGAUCAGAGUGUAGAUCACCCUGUAGAUCAGAGUGUAGAUCAGAGUGUAGAUCAGUUGGUGUAGAUCAGAGUGUAGAUCACCCUGUAGAUCAGGGUGUAGAUCAGAUUGCAGAUCACCUUGUAGAUCAGAGUGUAGAUCACCAUGUAGAUCAGAGUGUAGAUCAGAGUGUAGAUCAGAGUGUAGAUCAGAGUGUAGAUCACCCUGUAGAUCAGGGUGUAGAUCAGAGUGUAGAUCAGAGUGUAGAUCAGAGUGUAGAUCACCCUGUAGAUCUGAGUGUAGAUCAGAGUGUAGAUCAGAGUGUAGAUCACCCUGUAGAUCAGAGUGUAGAUCAGAGUGUAGAUCACCCUGUAGAUCACCUUGUAGAUCAGAGUGUAGAUCACCCUGUAGAUCACCCUGUAGAUCAGAGUGUAGAUCACCCUGUAGAUCAGACUGUAGAUCAGAGUGUGGAUCAGAGUGUAGAUCAGAGUGUAGAUCACCCUGUAGAUCACCCUGUAGAUCAGAGUGUGGAUCAGAGUGUAGAUCACCCUGUAGAUCACCCUGUAGAUCAGAGUGUAGAUCACCCUGUAGAUCACCCUGUAGAUCAGAGUGUAGAUCACCCUGUAGAUCAGACUGUAGAUCAGAGUGUGGAUCAG
This is a messenger RNA of Coregonus sp. 'balchen', 1397 nucleotides long. NCBI's taxonomy places the organism in Eukaryota, Metazoa, Chordata, Actinopteri, Salmoniformes, Salmonidae. The record is from the annotation of a GenBank genome assembly.